AUGCCCAAAAAUGGUCCAGAAGAUCCAGAUAGUUUUGACACAAUCUACGACGACAUCAGGACUAAAAUUAUGCCCGGUGUAAGUAAGCUGACUCACGUCUACAAUCAUUGUAGAAAUUAUCCUAUUAAGCUCACUCACUGGCAGCAUCCAAAUUUCUUUGGAUAUUAUCCGAUUGGGCGUUGCUAUCCUGAUAUGCUGGCGGACUUUCUUGUUUCUGCACUCACAGUCAUUGGAUUCUCUUGGGUAGCUCCUUCUAUUAAAAUUCGAUGUGGCUUAGAUUAG
This is a messenger RNA of Strongylus vulgaris, 282 nucleotides long. Lineage: Eukaryota; Metazoa; Nematoda; Chromadorea; Rhabditida; Strongylidae. The record is from the annotation of a GenBank genome assembly.